AUGACUACGUCUACGUCUGUGUUCGGGGCUCCGCUGCUCCGCCCGCUGGUGCUGCUGGCGGUGGGCGCGGCGUCGGUGUAUGUCGUAUCGGAGGGGUGGGCGCGGAGGAAAAGAUGGCUGCGCGCGUUUUCGUCUGGCCUUCGACGCCUAGCAGCGCCGGACACGGUGCAUGGCACGGACCUGCGCGUCGCGCGAAUCAUGAUCUACCCCAUCAAGAGCUGCGCGGGGAUCGAGCUGGAGAGCAGCACGUACGACCGGGAAGGCUUCGAGUUCGACCGGCAGUGGAUGGUCGUUGAUGUCGAGAAGAAUAAGCAGCUGUCUGCAAGGGAUAACCGGGGCAUCAAGCUCGUACGCGUCUUCCCCUCUAUCCAUCGCGACCCGUCUUCUCCCGAUGGCGGCGUGCUGACGGUAUCCUUCCCGGACUCGCCCGACACGCCGUCCUUCUCCGUCCCGCUGCGCCCAACGCCCGAGACGCUCUCCUCUUGGGAAAUCCACGCCGGGUUCGACCUCUGGGGACAUGCCGGCGCGGGCUACGUCGCCCAGAGCAGCGACAACGAUGCGCUAUCAACCCCGUCCGAAAUCCUGUCGGCGUAUAUCGGCCGCCCGGUGCUCUUCGUGACGACGCACGGCUCGCUCGCGCGCCGGCCGACGGAGCAGAUCGGGUGGGCGCCGGACGACCUCGGGUACGCCGGCGGGUCGACCGUGCGCUACCCGGACGCGACGCCGUUCCUGCUCGUGUCGACGGCCUCGCUCGUGGACGCGGAGGCGCACGUGCAUGCGCUCGCAAGGGGCGAGUAUGAGCAGAAGGUGGCCGGGUGCAAGCCGGACGAGCCGCGGCCACGUGUUGAUGCGUGGGCGGCGCGUGAUGCGAAGAGGCUGUUGAUAGAGCGGUUCCGCCCGAAUGUGGUGGUUGAGGGCGUGGAGGAGGCGUAUGGCGAGGAUGAUUGGCAGGAGAUUAGAGCGCCGGAUGGCCGGAGUUUCCUCUUGCCAAUGCGCUGUCCGCGAUGCAUGUUCCCGAAUGUGGACACCGACUCCGGCGAACGCGACCCGCAGAUGCCGAACAACGCGAUGAUGCAGUAUCGCCGCGUCGAGGCAGCGGUCCCGGCGAAGUACUGCUUCGGGAUGUACAUGAUCCCCGUGCAAGACAGCGGCGUGCUGAGCGUCGGGGACCCGCUUGUGGUGACGCGCAGCGCGAUCAAUCCCAGACUCGCGAUGUGA
Molecule: messenger RNA, 1218 nt
Organism: Mycena indigotica
Lineage: Eukaryota; Fungi; Basidiomycota; Agaricomycetes; Agaricales; Mycenaceae
Product: MOSC domain-containing protein
Exons: 8
Coding region: 1-1218 (405 amino acids)
Molecular function (GO): pyridoxal phosphate binding; molybdenum ion binding; catalytic activity
Source: RefSeq, a predicted model, not a curated record